AUGUCGUCCCAAAACGUCUCACGCCUCGACGCUGCCCUUGAGCGCGCCCUCAUCAAGCGCGAAGAGCUCGGGCUCGACGCGUCCGACCUCGUCCAUGCCUCCUCCUACGCUGCACCCGACUUCUUCUCCAUCGACUACCUCUCUGUCACCACCCAGCCCGCCAUCCGCGCCGCGUUCUUGGAGAACAUCGCCAAGGAGCCUCGAGUCCUUGGCUCUGGCGGCUCACGGCGCAUGUAUGGCAACAGCCCGCUGUACGUCAAGCUCGAGCAGCGUCUCCGCCAGCACUUCGACGCGGAGACCGUCCUUCUGUGCAACACCGGGUACGACGCCAACCUCUCCUUCUGGCAAUCCGUACCGCAAGCGGGCGACGUCAUCCUCCUCGACGAGCUCGCGCACACCUCCAUCCGCGACGGCAUCAACCUCUCCCGCUGCCGCGAGGCGCAGUACGCCUUCGCGCACAACGACGCCGCCUCGCUCCGCGACGUGCUCCAGCAGGUGCUCAAGAAGCACCCGAGCAUCACCGCGGGGAAGGCGACGGUCUUCGUCGCCGUCGAGACGCUCUACAGCAUGGACGGCGACUUCUGCCCGCUGCGGCAGGUGAUCGAGGUCGUCGAGGAGGUCGUCCCCAAGGGCGCGGCGCACAUCAUGGUCGACGAGGCGCACUCCUCCGCGCUCUUCCCGGGCAGCCGCGGCCUCGUGUGCCACCUCGGGCUCCACAAGCGCGUGCACACCAUCAUGCACUCCUUCAGCAAGGGCUGGGGCAUGCUCGGCGGUGUGCUGCUCACCACCCCGAUGGUCCGCCGCUACGUCGUCAACUACGCGCGCGCGUUCGGCUACUCCGUCGCGCUCCCGCACCCCCAAGCCGUCGGCAUCAACGCGAUAAUGGACUACCUCACCAGCCCCGUCGGCCAGCAGCACGACGGGCGGCUGCGCGCGAACUGCGCGUACUUCGAGCGCGCGCUCAAGGCCGCGUUCCGGGCCUACCCCCCGGAGGUGCUCCGACUCGGGCCGCGCACGAUCCCCGCCGACUUCCCCGCGACGGUCUACAGCCCGAUCUUCCCGGUGCUGACGGCGGGCUCGAAGCAGCUGACGAACUACCUGAUCGCGCGCGGGUACGCGGCGACGGAGAUCGCGUUCCCCGUCGUCCCCCGCGGGCUCCAGCGCGUCCGGCUCGCCGUGCACGCGGGCAACAGCGAGCCGGAGAUGGACGAGGUCAUCGCGCACAUCCUCCGGUGGGCGGACGGGUUCAUCGCGGAGCGCAAGGCGGCGGGCGCGAAGCUGUGA
Messenger RNA from Epithele typhae, 1284 nucleotides. Its product is annotated as PLP-dependent transferase. The record is from RefSeq and is a predicted model, not a curated record. Gene Ontology annotation, biological process: biosynthetic process. The coding region runs from base 1 to 1284 and encodes 427 amino acids. The transcript has 3 exons. Lineage: Eukaryota; Fungi; Basidiomycota; Agaricomycetes; Polyporales; Epitheliaceae. Gene Ontology annotation, molecular function: pyridoxal phosphate binding.